Periconia digitata is the source of this 2578-nucleotide messenger RNA. NCBI's taxonomy places the organism in Eukaryota, Fungi, Ascomycota, Dothideomycetes, Pleosporales, Periconiaceae. The record is from the annotation of a GenBank genome assembly.
CAUGGCCAUACCACACAUACGGUUUGCUAAUCGCCCUCUGUACCUACAUAUGUACAUAUAUUCAAGUGCCAUCGAGACUGUCCAUGCAGGUAACUGGCGCACACUGAAUUGAUAUAUCUGAGCAAGUAAAACAUUACUGGAGAAAAGUUCGUCCAACCUUAUUAUCAAAACCCCCAGGUAAAAUGCCACUGAAAUAUCACUCAGUGAUUCAUGGUAGUCAUGACCACCUGUGCGACGGGCGGGCGGUCAGCCGAAAGCAGUCGAGUCUGCACGUCGGACGGCUGUGUCAUUGGCCCGCCAACGUGGCGCCAAUGCCUUUGGAACCUCUCAACAGAGAACGGCUUACUUCCAUGUGAGAUGGCACGCCCCCUUGUAGAGCCCAUGAACGAAUGAAUCAUUGUGACUUUUCAAAUGUCUCGAUUGAUUGACUGAUGAACGGGAAUCGCCAGCGGCUCUCGGACUAGCGGCUUGGCAUAUUGUACUUAAGCUACUUGCCCACCCCUCCCUCGUUAGCUCUUCAACAUCAUCACCAACAUGACUACCGCAGCAGUCAGCGCCGGAACGAAAAGAUCGUCUUCGCUUUGGAGCAAGCAAUCAAUCACCUCCAGUCACUAGAUUAACGAACUGCGAUCCGCCUACCCGUCUAUCCGUCCAUCAACCAUGCCUUCCUCUUCUGUCGACUCCCAAAACCAGCCGAAACGGCCUCCAAUGCCACGACAUAACUCUUCCACUUCUCAUAUCUCGCAAUCGCCGUCAGAGACCACUCCGCACAAGACCCCAAAGGCCCCGCGUCAGCAUGUCGUGGGCGGCGGUCGCAUGCAGCGCAAUACUUCCGCGGGCAAGAAUCUCAAUAAACUCUCGAAGCUGACCACACCACACGCCGCAGCCGGUGACAGCAGUGCAAAACCCCACCGUCGUUCGCAUUCAGGCAACUCCACCUCAGCCCCCAGCAGUCCAGGCCUGCGCCCUGGCUUCAAGCGCAAUGCAUCUUCUGGCGGCAUCAUGAGGGUCGCGAACCAGGGUCAUGGCCACGGCCACGGCCAUCCGAACAUUCGCAAGAACCACUCCAGUGGCCAUCUCGCGCGCCAGGCAAAGCCAGCCCUUAAGUCCUCGAAAAGCGAGAUCGCCCCGCCCAAGCGCUCACUGGCCUACCCAGGGAGAGUUCGCUCGCCGUCGCCCGAACAUCCCACGGUUCACUUUGACGUCGGAGACGUGGAGGAGAAUGAUGGAUGGACCGAAGAAAGCGCCUCUCAGUCGCCCAACACGACCCGCUCUAAUACGCGGUCCAACUCGAUGGUUAUGCACUCGCAUCAAAUGACAGAGGAUGCGCCGCUGCAAAAGCCGGCCGUCGCUCCUGCCGCAGACGAUGGUCCGGGAGAGGCGGUAAGCGCACCACACCUGGAAAGAGGCACACAACAAACACAUACGCACCCGAUAACGAAUUCCUUCUCGCAUAAACUCCCCGACCGAACCCGUCCCUCGCACCAGUCCAGCGGAUCGGAAGCCCCGUCUCACUCGAGACCGGCCGACGCAGAUAUGAUCACGUCGCGACUGCUCCAACGCAGCUCCCAUCAAAACGCCCCGCCACAAAUGUCGUCCGUCGCCGCGACCGUUGUUUCGAACUACAGCGAAGUGCGUGAGCUCAGCCAGAGCGGAGGCUCCACAUUGAUAGACACCCCUGGGAGAGACUUGGUAUCACGAUUCAUCGAUGGAGACGGAUCCGCUGGAACACCUCUGAAUAGCAGCUUCCUUCCAGGCCGAAACUCACCACAGGCAGCAGCAGUACCAGAAUCCGCAUCAUCAGCUGUGUCAGCAGGUGGAAGCGAUGCAGACAAGAUCAAGCGCAACAGAUCCAUGCCCAACGUGGCCGGCGGAGAUGCGCCCACGCCUGCCCCGAACAAGGCGCAACAUCGCCGCUCGGGCACUGGAACACCCACCGAUCUUCCUCCGUCGAGAACGCAACAAAAGCUAAUGCUUCAACGUGCCUCGUCCAACAUAGAGCCGCAGAAGCUAAUCCCCAUCAUCCUCCCCCGGACAGGCGGACCCUCAUUCAUACACACGGGUUUAGUCUAUAGCACAAACAGCGAAGGACGGCUGGAUCCGCGUCUCCAACAACAAUUCAACCACGUCGCAGUCGAGUACAGUGUGGUUCGUCGAUAUCGCAACCCCCUAUCAGACGCCAUAAAACGCAUGCAACAAAUUCCGGGUAUCCAACAAAAGACGCGCUUACCGCGUCGAACUGCCAUCAUGAACGGCCACUCGUCUCAACAGACUACUGGUAGCAACAGCCUUAGCACUAGCUUCAACGACGAUGCGGACUCGCGCCGCUCGAGAAGAGUCAGUCUGGAUAAUGGCGGCGGGAGCGCUGAUAUAGAGGGGAGGCAGAGCUUUGAGAGUAGCGAUGGUGGGGGUUCCGGGAGAAUCCGCAACGAGGCUGAAGAGAUUUGUCGGAGAUUGUGGGAGAGUACCGAAGCUGUUGAGGGAGAUUGAUAGACCUUGCUCUCUUUCAUGGCGGUCACGGUAGUGGGUAUUGGUUUCUGUGUUCCUGGCGUUAUUCUUUUUUUUACUCCUUCUUACU